GGCCUCCAGCCUGUCACUUGGCUGCGGGACACCGAGGCAAGCAGGUACCACCGGCCCGGCGCUCCUGGACACCUCUGCAGCUGAGGAGAAGAGCGACAUGAGGUUCCUGCUGGUGCUGCUGGUGCUGCUGGUGCCCCUGGCGCAGGCCGCCGUCAGGUCGGAGGGCGAGUGGCGCGGCAAGGUGCAGGGCCUGGGCCAGUCGUCGGGGGACAAGCUGCCGGUCCCCGCGCGGUGGCUGCUGCCGCCCCACCGCGAGCUGCUGCCGCCCCGACGGGAGCCGCUGCCCUACUUGGAGGCGUCCCUCUUCCGCCAGGCGUCCACCACCACCACCACCACGCCCAGCACUGAGGGCACCACCACCACCACCACCACCACCGAGCCAGAGGCAGAGGAGUUCCCGCUGCCGGCGCGCUUCCCUCCCGUGUGGCGGCCGUCGCUGCUGGGCGAGCAGCUGGUGGGCUCUCUGAUCCGGCACUCGGCUGGCGAGGAGCUGGAUCGCAGCCACGGGCAGUUCGUCGACUCCUUCAUCCACGGCCAGCCACUCGCCUUCUUCUGACCACGUCUGAGGAUAGCGGCAGUCUCCCGCUAACACUGGCACAAGCGACUCGACUCUUCUGGACUCGCCUCCCUCGAGACACGAGUCUCGUUUAAUCGUUACUUUACCAUGGCGUGUCCCAGCUUGUUCUUGCCAAUCUUUCAACAAGACUUUAGACUUGUUUGACUCUGAGGUUCAGACAUGAGUCUGAAUUUGAAAUUUUUUUAUUGCAUUUUAUACCUUGAAGGUAUUAAACCAUAAGAUAUUAACUCACUCAUUUUUUUCUAAAGCACUUAAUGUGAGUUAAUAGUUUCUGUUGAGUCAGUCAAUAUUAAUUCCAGUUUAAAUUUAUGUUUGUGUAGCUGUCUGAAAAAUUUCUCCAUUAAUGUGAGUAUCUUUCCUGACUGGUCAAACACAUUCGGUGACUUUCGUAAAUUUUGUUCUGAGCUACAGAAAAUGUAAACUGCCGUCAGCUGGAAUAGGCGUUAUACGUGCUAUUCAUAAAUUUCUUGCAAUUUUUGACUGAAAUACUUUUCACUGUAAAAAGUCGUUUCUACACGUAAAAAAUUUCAGUCAUAGUGGUGCAGUGUUCAAAGAAAAAAAUCCUUGAAUGUGUAAUCCAUAUCAGGUAGUAGCUAAUCAGAAAUCCAUAUGCGCAAGCUUAGAAAUACUUUUCGUAAAAAGCUUGUUUCAAACGGGCACAUCUAGUGAUAUGAUUUUUUUUUUUUUUUGGCUACCUCAGCCUCGUUGUUUGAAUUAUAUUUUGUCGUCACUAACCUUAAAAUAAAAUAAUUUAUAAAAAUAGUACAAAUUUUUUUAAGUACCUAUGUCAUUUUCCUUUCUCCUGAUAAAAUUAUGUUCUAAAUAACAAGUGAUAUUUAUAUGGAAC
Messenger RNA from Bacillus rossius redtenbacheri, 1424 nucleotides. RefSeq lists its product as uncharacterized. The transcript has 3 exons. The record is from RefSeq and is a predicted model, not a curated record. Bases 98 to 556 code for a protein of 152 amino acids. NCBI's taxonomy places the organism in Eukaryota, Metazoa, Arthropoda, Insecta, Phasmatodea, Bacillidae.